This is a messenger RNA of Diabrotica virgifera virgifera (western corn rootworm), 10325 nucleotides long. RefSeq names its product glycogen synthase kinase-3 beta. The record is from RefSeq and is a predicted model, not a curated record. The coding region runs from base 371 to 1699 and encodes 442 amino acids. The transcript is spliced from 9 exons. Lineage: Eukaryota; Metazoa; Arthropoda; Insecta; Coleoptera; Chrysomelidae. Gene Ontology annotation, cellular component: cytoplasm; axon; cytosol. Gene Ontology annotation, molecular function: protein serine/threonine kinase activity; ATP binding. Gene Ontology annotation, biological process: protein phosphorylation; negative regulation of canonical Wnt signaling pathway; signal transduction.
UUAAUGACAGCUACGAACUAAGCUAAAAUUAAUCGUGAAGUGAAAUCCAUUUUAAGAAAAAAAUGGUUUAAUAAGAAUAAUUUAUACAAAAGUGAUAUUUAUAUAUUUUCGUUGACGCGUUGAGGAUAUUGUGAAAUAUAUCAAAUAGUGUCAACAUUUGAACAAAUGACUAUAUAUGUGUAAAAGACUGUAGUGAUCACCAGAUCCAAAAAAGGGUGUCUUCAAGAAAUGUGUUAAACCCAUGAAUCUUUAGAAAAGAGUUAAAUUGAAGAUAUGAGUGGCCGACCAAGAACUACUUCUUUUGCAGAGGGCAACAAGCAAGCUAAGAAUCCACCUUUGGGGGGUAUGAAAAUCAGCAAUAAAAUUUAAAAUGGCGUCGAAAAGUAAAAGAGGAAAAAGUAAAGAAAUGGAAGAUGAUAUUAGUAAACUUGUAUCUACACUCAAAGUUAGGCCAGGUAAGGAUGGAAGCAAAGUGACUACAGUAGUUGCGACGCCCGGCCAAGGACCAGACAGACCUCAGGAGGUAUCAUACACUGACACCAAAGUUAUCGGCAAUGGCAGCUUCGGUGUGGUCUAUCAGGCGAAAUUGUGCGAAACUUCAGAAUUGGUAGCGAUUAAGAAAGUACUGCAGGACAAACGGUUUAAGAAUCGGGAGUUACAAAUCAUGCGAAAAUUAGAACAUUGUAAUAUAGUGAAACUUAAAUAUUUCUUUUACUCUAGUGGAGAUAAGAAAGACGAGGUGUACCUGAAUUUGGUUUUGGAAUACAUCCCUGAGACGGUAUAUAAAGUUGCACGACACUACAGCAAAUCGAAGCAAACUAUACCAAUUAGCUUCAUCAAGUUAUACAUGUACCAGUUGUUUCGGUCACUAGCAUACAUUCACUCUUUAGGGAUAUGCCAUAGGGACAUAAAACCGCAAAACUUGUUGUUAGAUCCAGAGACUGGAGUUUUAAAAUUAUGUGAUUUUGGAAGUGCAAAACAUCUCGUCAAAGGCGAACCGAACGUUUCAUACAUUUGCAGUCGAUAUUACAGAGCACCAGAGUUAAUAUUCGGAGCGAUCGACUACACGACAAAAAUCGACGUAUGGAGCGCUGGGUGCGUUUUGGCCGAGCUCCUUCUUGGUCAGCCGAUAUUCCCGGGAGAUUCGGGCGUAGACCAAUUGGUAGAAAUUAUUAAGGUGUUGGGCACACCUACCAAAGAGCAGAUUAAAGAGAUGAAUCCCAACUACACGGAAUUCAAGUUUCCUCAAAUCAAGUCACAUCCUUGGCAACAGUUUAUGUUGACGAGAUUGUCGAUGCCGUUUGACAGCACAAAUCAACAAAAAAUACGUGUAUUUAGAGCACGAACUCCACCAGAAGCUAUUGAGCUGGUAUCAAAGCUGCUAGAAUACACACCCUCAUCACGAAUUACUCCACUUCAGGCUUGUGCACAUAAUUUCUUCAACGAAUUGAGAGAACCAAAUACUCGCCUGCCUAACGGAAAUGAGCUACCCCCUUUGUUUAAUUUUACUGAACACGAAUUAAAUAUCCAACCAUCACUGAACAGUACGCUUUUGCCUCGAGGAGCUCAGACCGGCCAGAGUGGACAAGAGUCGGAAAACAAUGCGCCAGAUCACGCGUCUUCAUCUACUGCCAACCAGCAAAUGGCCGACACUGCGUCGACUCCCAUCCAAGCAGCGGCGGCGUCCAGUAUAGCUUAGAUGGGUGACACCGUCAUCAAGUGCUGUUUUGAUGUUUGUUGUAAUGCAUAGAUAAACUAAAUCAGCAAUACACUAAGCCAGGCGUCUAGUAGUGUUAAAAAUAUUAUUAAAAAAAACGUUAGAUAAUCUUCAGAAAGCUAACAUUCGUGUCGAUCUUUUUAUUAUUGGUGUCUUAUUAGGGGGAUAAACAUUUUAUCGUAAGGCUACUUGAGGUGAACAUAAAUAAAUGAUGUAAGUGCGUUACGUUGAUAAAUAAAUGUACUAAAUUUAACUAUAAGGAUAAUUUAUGUCGGCUUUAGUGUAGUUUUUGAAGUAACUCAAUUUUGAAACAAGUUGUUUUCUUCGGCGGAAACACGGCGAGAUCAAAAAUUGAAUGGGUGAAAGGAAAAAAUCAUUACAUUCCAGAGAGGAUUAGUUCAUACUUAAUUUGAUACAUAAACACUAUAUUUAGGCCUAUUCUGUAACUACAGAUCGAAUAGAAAUGAGUCAAAUCGAAUAGAGAUCAGCAAGUCGGAUCGGAAUUUGCAGGAAUUGGUAUUGUGUAACUCAUCUCGAUCUCUACUAUCGCAACGUUGGGUAGAAAUUGAUUUCGACUACACAAGCCCUGUCGAGAUCACAUUUCGACAUCGUAAUUGGUCUUGACUCUCGUGUAUUGGCAUUAUUAUUGUUGUUUUGACGUUUAUUUGUUAAAUGAAUUAGCGAUUUUAGUCUGUGUUGUUAUUUAUUUAGAUAAUUAUAUAUUUAAUUUUAUAGACCAAUAAUUAUACAACAUCAAGGUUAAUAGAAAUCAUUAAACAUUUUAAGAAUCGCUACUCUAAUUAAUUUACUGGCAGAAUGUGUAGAUUUGGACGCAUUUAGUGGAAAACCAAAAUUUUUCUUAGGGAAAAACCGUGCAAUAAUAUUUUAUGUUCAGAGAUAAAGUCUACUAUGUAACUUAAAGGCUCAGCAGAUGUUUUUUUUUAAGUUAUACUUCUUUAGGCGCGAUCGAGGGUAAAAUUUCAUAAUACUGCGCGCAUGCGCACACCGACAGUAUGGCGUUUAGUUGCUAAAUCUUUCUAGUUAUGUAUAAAUAUAUCAGUGCAAGAAAAGGUGUGAAAAUAAUAUAUUAUUAGUGUUUUUAGUAAAUAUAUUUAUUAUAAUUUUUGUGUCUUUGUAUUUGUCUUCCUCAGGAGUAAGAUGAGUAUUAUUAAAACAUUUUAUUUUAUAUUUAUUAUACAUCACCUUGUCUGUUUGUUACCGUGAAUUGUCAUUAGGUACGUUCCAACCGAUACAGACACAGUCUCCGUAGCGUAUUUGGUAUAGCAUUCGGCCAGAGAUCGAGAGGUCUUGAGUUCGAAUCCAGUGCAAUCCUAUACUUUUUUUUUUUUUUUGAAAGCGGUAAGCACAAAAUAGUUUGGUGUUUAAAAAAAAUUAAAACAAACUGUUUAAAGUAUAUUUAUUUUUAAGAAAUCAUAUAAUAGAAGUAUAACUUCUUACGUGCGUACAAAGUACACACAUAUUUUUUUUUCUUUGGUGUUCGUAUUCCCUAUCGGUGUUCCAGUUGUCAUUUUUUAUUCUGGUUGUGUUGAAUUUGUCAAACUGAACCAAAACUAUCCAAAACAAACCAAAAUGUCUUCAUUUUUGAUAAAUUCUUCGCGCAGAACACUUAUUUCACUUUACAGUGCGGUGUUGCCACCUCCUCCUGUGCGCGUCAAAUAAAAGUUGGCAUUUUCGAUUUACACUGAUUACGAUGUGAGUUACGGAAUGCCAAUCCAAACACGAAAACGAGGCGAUAGAUAUCCAACACUCCGAUUUCGGGUAAUUACCAUUCGACUUGGUCAUUUCUAUUCGAUUUGUUAAAACUUACAGAAUAGUGCUGAUUACGUAUCCAUACCAAAAAUUCCUAUUUGUAAAUAAAUCUUGACGAGGAACGUUAAAUAAAACAGCUGUACGAAAGGUGAAAUAAAUAUGAUAUUCUGUAAUUAAAAAUCAUUUUUACCGCAACAAUUUUUUCGUUACAAGCUCCACAAAUUUUUAAUGCAAAAUGGCUGGUGCGGACCUGUAAAAUUUUCCUCACGACAUUUUAUAGCCGAUCCACUGGAGUGCUUAUGAAAUCACACAUGUGCACCAUGUACCAAUGUUUUGUUGAGUUGAAAAUCUGUAAUAUAAAGAUUUAGAUACCAAAUGUACGAUUACAUUCACCUAAAAUAAAUAAAAUACAAAAAUAAAUCACAAAGAGCACAUGAUAUAAACUUUUUUUGAAUUAAAGGUCGCAGCAGAUUAUCAUGCUCGAAUCGUUUCCAGCACGUGUAUCGUAGUCUCCGAAAAACCUGAUUUUACAAAGAGGUGUUUUUGAUACGAUAGGUUCCGGAUAGUGUGAAUUGUUCAUAUUUAAAACCAUUAAAAUCAAUAUUUUUCGGAAACUAAACGCUACGUGCUGGACACGAUUCGUGUAUUAUAAACUGCCGCGACCUUUACAGUCAAAUAUUUAUACCUUACAUAUCCUAUGUAAGGGAAUAGUGAAGAUGAAAUCAGCUUGAAUAAGGGUGGAGCAGUGACACGAGCGUUAAGCUCUUUUCUCUAGCAAAAGUCAAUCAAAAAAGAAACAAAAAUAACACAUUAUAUACGAUUUGGAGGUUUGGGAUGUUACCAAAGCUAAUAAAAACAAGUUUAUGACGACAGAGAUGGACUAUUUCACAAAUUUGUGAUAUAAAUUAAAACUAGAAAGGGUCAGAAACAGCAAAUACAUGAAAUGGAGCUAAAUCGUAAUAUAUGCGAUAAGAUUGAGAAGAACAGUUGACAUGGUCCGGACACGUAGAGAAGUCCCCCAGAAGACAGGUGGCCCUGAAAAAUAUUAGAAACGGUUCGUUUCUCUUGAGAAAGGCAGAAGAGAACUACCUUGAAGAACUUGGCGUGACGAUAUCGAUAAAGCAAUGACAGCCAAGAACCUAGAAGAGGCAACAAUCUAUGACAGAAAAGCAUGUAAACCACAACGAAAAAAUAGAAAAAUUUAAAUUAAUGCCCCACGUUGUGCUCCUUAUAUAAUAUUUAUAAUUUCCUGAUAUUUUGCGAAAAAGAAGAGAUAUAGAUCAUGUUGAAAGAACAGUAGAAUUACGCUGUAAACAGGAGACCAAAAGAUGUUCAGGCGAGUUUGACUAUUGGCUGAGAAAAAAUGUAUCGAAGAAGUACCUGAUUUAAGGAUAUAGUGAUAGUUUUUCAUUAUUUACUCUAGGCAGUUCUCACUAUAAAAGUGCCAUCAACAUAUAAUAGUGCUUUAUUUUCUUUUUACCUUCAAUUGGUAUUCUGAAAAAUUGAAACACGACGUGGUUUAACUAAAGUUUAACUCAAAUACUCAGUUAUUUACAAAUAGCACAAUUACUAAGAAAUAUCACUUAUACAUAGAAUUGCCAAUACUAAUCUCAAAGCCCACCCCUGCUGACUCAUAUAAUGAGAAUGAACUGCUCUCGUAAAGAGCUAACGACGGUCGAAUCUUGGAGAGAACUACCUUGAAGAACUUGGCGUGACAAUAUCGAUAAAGCAAUGACAGCCAAGAACCUAGAAGAGGCAACAAUCUAUAACAGAAAAGCAUGUAAACCACAACGGAAAAAUAGAAAAUUUUAAAUUAAUGCCCCACGUUGUGCUCCUUAUAUAAUAUCUAUAAUUUCCUGAUAUCUUGCGAAAAAGAAGAGAUAUAGAUCAUGUUGAAAGAACAGUAGAAUUACGCUGUAAACAGGCGACCAAAAGAUGUUCAGGCGAGUUUGACUAUUGGCUGAGAAAAAUGUAUCGAAUAAGUACCUGAUUUAGGGAUAUAGUGAUAGUUUUCCAUUAUUUACUCUAGGUAGUUCUCACUAUAAAAGUGCCAUCAACAGAUAAUAAGUGCUUUGUUUUCUUUUUACCUUCAAUUGGUAUUCUGAAAAAUUGAAACACGACGUGGUUUAACUAAAGUUAAACUCAAACACUCAGUUAAUUACAAAUAACACAAUUACUAAGAAAUAUCACUUAUACAUAGAAUUGCCAAUACUAAUCUCAAAGCCCACCCCUGCUGGCUCAUAUAAUGAGAAUGAACUGCUCUCGAAAAAAGCUAACGACGGUCGAAUCUUGGAGAGAACUACCUUGAAGAACUUGGCGUGACGAUAUCGAUAAAGCAAUGGCAGCCAAGAACCUAGAAGAGGCAACAAUGUAUGACAGGAAAGCAUGUAAACCACAACGGAAAAAUAGAAAAUUUUAAAUUAAUGCCCCACGUUGUGCUCCUUAUAUAAUAUCUAUAAUUUCCUGAUAUCUUGCGAAAAAGAAGAGAUAUAGAUCAUGUUGAAAGAACAGUAGACUUACGCUGUAAACAGGCGACCAAAAGAUGUUCAGGAGAGUUUGACUAUUGGCUGAGAAAAAAAUGUAUCGAAGAAGUACCUGAUUUAGGGAUAUAGUGAUAGUUUUCCAUUAUUUACUCUAGGUAGUUGUCACUAUAACAGUGCCAUCAAAAUAUAUAAGUGCUUAUUUUCUUUUUACCUUCAAUUGAUAUUCUGAAAAAUUGAAACACGACGUGGUUUAACUAAAGUUUAACUCAAAAACUCAGUUAAUUACAAAUAGCACAAUUCCUAAGAAAUAUCACUUAUACAUAGAAUUGCCAAUACUAAUCUCAAAGCCCACCCCUGCUGGAUCAUAUAAUGAGAAUGAACUGCUCUCGAAAAGAGCUAACGACGGUCGAAUCUUGGAGAGAACUACCUUGAAGAACUUGGCGUGACGAUAUCGAUAAAGCAAUGACAGCCAAGAACCUAGAAGAGGCAACAAUGUAUGACAGGAAAGCAUGUAAACCACAACGAAAAAAUAGAAAAUUUUAAAUUAAUGCCCCACGUUGUGCUCCUUAUAUAAUAUCUAUAAUUUCCUGAUAUCUUGCGAAAAAGAAGAGAUAUAGAUCAUGUUGAAAGAACAGUAGAAUUACGCUGUAAACAGGCGACCAAAAGAUGUUCAGGCGAGUUUGACUAUUGGCUGAGAAAAAAAUGUAUCGAAGAAGUACCUGAUUUAGGGAUAUAGUGAUAGUUUUCCAUUAUUUACUCUAGGUGGUUGUCACUAUAACAGUGCCAUCAACAGAUAUAAGUGCUUAAUUUCUUUUUAUCUUCAAUUGGUAUUCUGAAAAAUUGAAACACGACGUGGUUUAACUAAAGUUUAACUCAAAACUCAGUUAAUUACAAAUAGCACAAUUACUAAGAAAUAUCACUUAUACAUAUAAUUGCCAAUACUAAUCUCAAAGUCCACCUCUGCUGGCUUAUAUAAUGAGAAUGAACCUCUCUCGAAAAGAGUUAACGACGGUCGAAUCCUCGGGAAAAUCAUAAAUUCUCGAAGGUCCUCUUUUUAUCGGAGUUCAUAUAACGGAAAGGCUUCUGGACUCUAACGCACGGAUCCGCAAUCAGGGGUAUGUGACCCACAACAAUAAUAUGAAACAUCGACAAUCGAAAACCAACCCUACGCAAAAGACAAAUCUAAUAAAAAUAAUUGAUACUCUGGGAACUGAUAAUCUAAAGGUCCCUCUAAACGAGCAAUACUUUUUUACUGCAGUAUAUGGCUGCAAUAUAGUAGUUUUUUUUUCUUUUGGGAGGUGGGAAUCUUCGCAAGACCGUCUGGGAAGGUGUCCCAGGUGUGUCGGAUUCAGUCCGUCCUACUUCAUCGUGACGGGCCGCCUACCGACUAAACCCACCCCCUCUUUCUCCAACCGACGAGUCUGGAACCGCUCUUAGCGAGCAUGUCUGACCCGUCGACCUUACUCCUAACUCCCCUCUGGCACUCUUCGCGUGCAUUCCAUGGAUUGGGUGGCCCCCCGCUCCCCCCUCCCACACAAGCCUUGCGCCAGACCGGCCGGUGAAGCGACCGUUCACGCGCAACCCAUGUGCGGGCUGGGCGGCCAGUGUGCCCCCCAUCUACGAUGGAACUAGCAAAAUAGAACCAGUUGGCAAUUACGAGUAACACCAAUCAUUCAUCGAUUCACACUCGCACUCAUACCCAUUUACUCCAGGUUAAAAAGGGAGGCAGUCAGCGAGGUUGGAUGUAAAAUGUUCUCCCCCACUAGCUGCCCCAGGACAGAACAAACAAAGAAAUAACAAAUAAACAGAAAAUAGACAGAACGAAAACAAUACCCAAGACAGUCGGCAUGGACCAGAUGUAGAGAGUCUUCCCCAUACUGGCUAUCUUUUACGACGUACACCAAAUAAAUAAAUGAAUACAAUUUGUUAAAAAAGAAGCGAUAAAAAAUUGUAGAAAUAAUAUUGAUUAAAUUAAUAAAUAAUUAAAAUAAAUAAAUAAAUAAAGAACAAUAAAAUUAAUCAAAAAAUAAGUAAAACCAGAUAAAAAAAAUUUAUAGGCAGACAGCGAAGUUUGGAUGUAAAGUGUCCUCCCUCAGCUGGCUGCCUUCUACGACACAGGACACCGUUAUAAAAUAAGUAAACGCUCAUCCCGCCUGCAGUCGCCUCUCUUUUUCUUCUUUAUGCUUUAUGGUCUUUGUGACAAAAGCAAUGAUCAGGUCGAAGUCUCACUUGCUGUCUAUAGCUUUAUCGAUUAGCUCGCCAGGCUCACCUAGAGGGGAUCCCAGGCCCAGCCGCAGCUCGGCAAUAUAGUAGCUGGCAAUAUUGCAAACAAUAACCGCCAGAAUAUGUAAAGGUGCAUACUGAAUUGAUCAUUUUUCUCCGAACGAACAGAGCGCCCUGUAACAAAUUGCUCUAGUUAGUGCGUGUUCGCGAGCAAAAUUCUGCCGAACCGAAUGAGCUGAUCAUUUUCGGAGGAGUGUCGGUAACCGUUGAAAAAUCAAAAGCGAGCAUUUGUUUCUUGACGCUCAGUGUGUACGGGCGUACUCCAGAUUCUCUACUCGGACGAAUACUGAAAUAAAUGAGCAGAACAUGGGAAUGCAGCAAAUAGAACAAGCACUUGGAAUAACUUGAGCAUUUACUUAUUUUUGCGCGCUCGGUUCGUUUGGUUCGUUCGGAAGAAAGUGGUCUAGUCAGUACGCACCUUAAUAUUUACACAUUUUUAGUAUCGCUCGUAUCGUUUUACAAUAAUUGCCGGACGAUCGCUUGACGAGCGAAAAUACUUGCAAUUUUGUUUUGGUGAUUGCUGUUUUGAAAAAUUCUGGAGGAUUAAAAUGACUAGUAGUUGGUCGAUGGGAGGAUUAUGGAUUUUAUUAACGAAAAACAUACGACCUGGGUUGUGCAAUGUGGAUGUCGUAAUAUAUAAAGAUCGAAAUCCAUAAUAAACGGCUGUUGUCCUCGAAAAAUUUGAGAUUUCAAGUAAUGGAACUUAAGAAAAAUUCAAAUUUGAGUACGUAAGCUAAAAAUGAGCAAAAAAAAAAUUAAAAGUGGUAGUGUCAGUGGUAAAGCAGUAAAGUGGUUUCCUUUCGAUGCAAUAUUUUUUAUUUGACACUCCUGAAAAGCCUUUAAAAGUGAUUAUCAAGGCUUAUGUUAUCUAAAGUUUCACGCAUGUUUGAGUAAGGUCGAAUCCAUAAUCUUUUUGUUGUUUUUCUUUUCCUUUUUUUUUUCUUGAAAUUUCCUUUUAAGACAACAUAAACCGCUGCCAUUAUCCAUUGUUGCCCUGCAUUUGCCAUUUGCUGCAUUUAAUGUUGUCAUAAAUGGCGGGGCCAUUGUUCUCGGUGUUGGAGCCACAUAUUGUAGUAAAAACAUUGCUCGUUUAAAAGCAACUUAACAUACCUCGAAAUCAAUGUGAUUGUAAGAAUUGCGCUGUGUGCAGUUCUUUGAAGUCACAUUAAAUAAACAAAAUUAUAACGAUAUACAGGGUAACCUAAAGUGUCUAUAACAUUAUACGAAAGAUUAGUGAAAAAAUUAUGUUGGGCGGUAAAAAUGAAACCAGACAUUACAUGUUUCCCAAAGAAAACUUACAUAAUUCAACAACUAUUUACAUUUGAUUGAUCACAUCUGUGGAAUGUCAUCCUUUUUCCAAUCACCCGUUCAAUGAACCAAGCUUUGCUAAUUUUUUAUUAGCAUGCAAGUGUAUAGAUUCAAUUUGCCUAAAAACAGCACUAACAUAUUUGUAUUGGACAUUCUACUCACACCUAAAUGUAGGUAAUUCACGUUGAGGUUGAAAAAACUACACCACCUUUACAAGUAAUCUCAUAUCAAGUUUAAAAUUUAGAAACACUUGGUAGAUACAUACUUAAGAACCUAUUACGAGACUAUAAUUAAGGAUUUGUUUUCAAACAUGUAUAGAGAAAGGCUUAAAAGACAUUUUAACUAUUGCUGCAUAAGUGAAUUUACUUAGGUUGUAUAAUUCCAAUUUUCUAAAGAAUAAGAGAUGCUUUAUAUUGAGAAUAUAACCGUAUUAUGUAUUAUGAUACAGAGAUACAUUUCUAUGUUGAUUAUUUUAAAGAAUUUUAAUCCAAGUUCUGGUAAGGGCUUUAGGUAGUUCGUAAUUGUGGACAGUAGUAGCCAAUUGUAAUUUUACACUAAUGUAUAAAUAUCUACUUUUCAAUCGGUACAAAUUAGCCUGCAAAACAUAAUCCAGGUAUUUAUUUUUUAAAAUUAAUUGUUUUUUUAGUGGUUUCUGAGCAAAAUAGCAGAUGAGGUAUGAUUCGUGAACUAUCUCAUUUGUGCUCUUGUAUAUUACUGAAGUUUCACGAAAAAUUUUAUCGCCAAAUAAAGUAAAAUUUAGUAUU